Dufourea novaeangliae is the source of this 6132-nucleotide messenger RNA. It is a transcript of the gene skd, whose product is annotated as mediator of RNA polymerase II transcription subunit 13. Lineage: Eukaryota; Metazoa; Arthropoda; Insecta; Hymenoptera; Halictidae. The transcript has 16 exons. Gene Ontology annotation, molecular function: transcription coregulator activity. Bases 19 to 5826 code for a protein of 1935 amino acids. Gene Ontology annotation, biological process: regulation of transcription by RNA polymerase II. The record is from RefSeq and is a predicted model, not a curated record. Gene Ontology annotation, cellular component: mediator complex.
CCGUACGAUGGAGAAGCCAUGACGCAUCCGUCGCAUCAAACGAACGGCGCUAGCCUGGAGGAUUGCCACACGAAUUUCUUCGCACUGACGGACCUCUGCGGCAUCAAAUGGAGGAAACUCGUGUGGGGCGAAGUGGCCGGCGGCUUCGGUGGCACUCCCCUCGAGGACCCGGUGCUCUCGAGCUUCUCGCGGUGCCUCGCGGGUGACAUUCUCUGCGUGUGGCGGCGGGUCGCCGCGACGCCGGCCACCUCCGGCCCGGCAACCGCCUCGGCGACCGGAGCUGGCAUCUUCGACCUGGGCAUUGCACCCUCGCCCGCACCGCCACCCCUCUCCCUCACCGCCGCCAAGGAACUCUGGAUUUUCUGGUACGGCGAGGAACCUGAUCUCUCCGGUAUCGUCUCGCCGGAACUGAUUGCGUGCGAAAGUGAACAGGGUUCUUGGGAAAGCGGAUUAUCGUACGAGUGCCGGUCACUUCUUUUCAAGGCUCUGCAUAACUUGAUCGAACGGUGCUUACUGUCACGUGAUUUUAUUCGCUUAGGAAAGUGGUUCGUACAACCGUACGAUGGCUUCGAAAAACAUCGUUGCAGUAGUUGUCACCUGUCGUUCUCGUUUGCAUUCUUUGUCCAUGGAGAGAGCACCGUGUGCGCCAGCGUGGAUGUCAGGCAACAUCCUGCUGUACGACACCUCACGAGGGCCUGCUUGCAACGUACUCAAACCUCCCAAUCUGGGGUUAAAGUGAUUCUAGCUCCGUAUGGGCUAGCAGGCACGUUAACCGGUCCAGUUGGAAGAACAGACAGUCAGCUUCUUGAAGAGUGGAAACACUUUUAUCCAAUCAAUGGCAGCAACGUCGAGGCAGGACUUCCACCAUUGGUGGAAGUACUUGUUGGUGGUGUACGCAUGCGAUAUCCUUCCUGUUAUGUCCUGGUCACCGACAUGGACGACACACCACCCGAAACACCACUUUCUCCGCCGAACAGCCCUGCUAGCUGUGAACAUCCACUUUUAGGUCAGCAGGAGCUACGUACAGCUACAGAACUACCGGAACGUGUGUGGGCAGAAUGUACUUUGAGUUCCCCGAUCUCUGCUUCCAAAACAGAAUCUUCCACUGAACAAGGAACCUGGAGCUUCAUCGAUCCGACGCAAAAGUCUUCCUGUACCUGUUCAAAGUCUGUAUUGAACAGAACAGAGGCACCAAGUACACCACCAGGUGGACCUCCCUCUUAUUCGAGGGGACCACCAACAGGAGGAGAUUGCCUACCAGUUCCAUCUGUUGGCUCGCCAAGUUCACCUGCACCUUCACCUCUUCCAACUCCACAUUCCGAGCCAGCGUCUGUUCCACCAGCAGAACCCACGAUGCCCACUCUGAGUCCUCAGCCACCACCCAGUCAUACAAACACUGCCCCACCGUUAACUCCUUCACAAGGGCCAAAGUCGACCUCCUCUGCAUGCAAUAAUCAAGUGCAUAGUCCAGCUCCCGGGCCAACUUUGAAACGACCAAUUUUAGUCUCCAGAGAAUGUGAGGAUAUGUAUUUAGAAAAUGAACAGUCAUUACCGUGGCUCUACGACUACUCGACGCAAGAAGCAUGGCUCAACCAUCCUGUGAAACGUUUUAAGGAAUCUAAUUGUAGUCCAGUCAAUGUGCGGAGCAAUACUUUGUAUCCACCAAUGAGUUCCCAGAAUUCUCAGUCUCAGGCUCCAAAAUUAGAAAUUAAACAAGAACCAAAUGUGAAUGUUGGAGAUUGCAUCGGAAGAAGAACAGACCCUUACGAGUUUGAUGCAACAGGUGAAGAAAACGGUACAGGCGUCGACGGACUUAGGCGACAACGAGACGAUCCCACUAAGCCUGGAUCUUUGUUCACCAGCGAAGGUCUUCAAGCAUCCUAUAAAGAUUUAGACCAAAUCUUUGAUAAUUCCGAUCCGGAUACUUCUAGCGAUGAAACUAAUUUGAACCAGCUUCAAGUGCAAACCCCACCGGAGUCGAACAGAUCCGGUGGACUACACGAAGAAACACGGGUAGACGCCAGCAACAGACAUAACAACCGAGGUGUGGGUGUGCUACGACCAGAAGAGCUUUCCAAAAUGUUCCCGACACCGCCAUCCUUAGAGCAUAAUCCGGUCGCUUCACCGUGUCAGCUGAACGACCCUUUAAUGGACCAGACGGACCUUUCUGUAACUCAACGACCGCUUAGGCAUCUCCCAGACAUCUAUCCGAACAUGGGAUCCCCGCAGGAAGAACCAAUCGACGAUUGGUCCUACGUGUUCAAGCCUGCACCCAUCUGUAAGAUGGUUGGUUCUUCAAAGUACGCGCCUCUCACGAAUUUGCCCAGUCAAUCUUUACCGCCCGUCACACUGCCAUCGCACUGCGUAUACAGACCUUCCUGGCAGUGCAAUCCCACACCGAACAAUUCAGAGAAACCGCUUCCACCCACGAGACCUGGUUCGGUUCAACAACAACCUUGCCCGCCGAGCCCGGCGCCAUUGGGAGCGCCGUAUCGCUCAGCAACCAUUUCCGGUAGACCGCCACCGCCACCAUACGAUCAACCGAGCCCGGCCACAUCCACCACCUCGUCGUAUUUGAACAAAAACCUGAAUAGUAUUGAAGCCGACACACCGGGUCCUACACGCGCCCCGGAAUCGAACUCUCUUAUAGUGAACAUUCUGUUAGGCGACACGGCGCUGAACAUCUUCCGCGAUCAUAACUUCGACAGUUGCAGCCUCUGCGUGUGCAACGCAGGUCCGAAGGUAGUUGGUAACAUCAAAGGUGCGGACGCGGGUGUUUACCUGACCCACUCAUGGUCCGGAGGAGCUCUGUUCCAAGAUGACGAUCAGAUCAGGUGUAGCUGCGGUUUUAGCGCGGUGGUAAACCGACGACUGGCUCAUCGAGCGGGCCUGUUCUAUGAGGAUGAAAUGGAGAUCACCGGUAUCGCGGAGGAUCCAGCGGAGAAGAAGAAAACGUCCUUGGUCGCCGUUGCGUGCGGAGGAGGGAAAACAUCGGAAGGGUUAGAUAUGAUACCACCAAACGUGUUGGAAUUGCUGAGGGAACAGUGUUUAAUUGUCCAGAGCUCUGCGAGUAGUCUGUACAGGGCGUCUAGAAUUUACGCGUCGAUGAAGGGUUACCCUAUGCUCGCACCCACGGUGAACAUGUUAGAAUUUAACGACGGGAACGAAGUUUCGCUAGCGGCUCUGGAUCAGGGUAAAAUUGACGGUACGCAUAACGAAAGGACUAAUCGCGUGAACGGUGUGCAUCGAUGGGUGUUCCUUAGAGCAAAGGGUCCUCAGUGCAGCGGUGAUAUCGUUAGGAUGAUGAGAGCCCUACAGCCGCUUCUUCAAGAUGCGGUACAGAAGAAGUGUACCACUCGAAUGUGGGAGGCACCGUACACCGUCGCCGGGCCUCUUACCUGGAGGCAGUUCCAUCGUUUAGCCGGUCGAGGGACCGACGACCGCUGUGAACCUCAACCGAUACCUGCGUUAGUUGUCGGCUACGAUCGGGACUGGUUGUCUUUAUCACCUUACGCUCUAAGUUACUGGGAAAAGUUACUUCUAGAGCCAUACGCUGGGCCCAGAGAUGUCGCCUAUGUAGUAGUAGCGCCAGACAACGAUUGUGUCAUCAAUAAAGUGAAAUCAUUUUUCCGUGAAUUAUCCACCACGUACGAUAUUUGUCGCCUGGGAAGGCAUACGCCCAUCUCGAAAGCGCUUCGCGAUGGUAUUCUUCGGGUUGGCAAAUCGUCCGUGCAAAAACAAACGAAACAACCGAUAGACGAUUGGUUUAAACUAUUAGGAGAGAAUCAAUUGGGAGAACUCUUGCGGCUAUAUGCCCAAGUUUGUAACCACCGAUUAGCCCCAUAUUUGACGCAGGUAAUACAAGACCGAAGUCUGUUAGAUCCUGGUGACUCGCAAUCUAAUAAGCAACAACAGCAACAGCAAACGGCUAUUCCUGUUACUGACACGAUGCCAGCCACGCCUGACGUAAUGACCAGCAAACCUGAAUCCGUUGAGGGGGAAAAUCCUCGAAGUGAAACUCCAUCAUCGAACACGGUCACGAAUUCAAAUUCUAAUGCCGGCAAUACGACACCAACUUCACAAAUUGUCACAAUACCUACUAACAACUCCGCGGGUCCAGAUGAAGAGGAAGUCGAACCUCCAGCUGUGGUGGUUUAUUUGGUUGAACCUUUUUCGCUAGGAGGCCCCGAAGAUCCUGACCGUCGAAGACUCGCGAUUUUGGCUUUAUUACGUGCAUACUCAGCAGCAGUGAACAGCAUGCCUGAAAACAUUAGAUCCAACAUCAACGUUCAGUUAAUAUCCUUGGAAAGUAUAAUGGAGUUAGGGCGAGCGAGGGAAAGGCGAAAAAUUCAGGAUGAGAUGAGAGCAUUGGCGUUAAACGUGUUUCUGCAGGGCCGUCGAUUGUUAAAUCAUAACUCUACGGUAAAAAGUCUCACUGGCUUUGGUACUGCUGCCGCCGCAGAUAUUUUCCUUAAGAGUAAAGAUGAACGGAACAGAGCUCCAUACCGGCUGUACGCGCCGGCCUAUGUCCUGGCUCCUCUGCGGGCAAAGAGCGAGGCACCCGAGUCCUUUGGCAUCGCUGGACCAGAGGAAUGCGCAGUUCUUUAUCUGAGCUACUGCCUUAGCGAGGAUCAGUCGUGGCUGCUCGCAGUCGCGACCGACGAUAGGGGUGAGAUAUUCGAGACGGCCACUAUCAACAUCGACAUACCCAAUCGAAAGAGGAGGAAACGCGCAUCGGCCAGACGAAUUGGAUUGCAGAAAUUAAUGGAUUUUAUCCUCAGCGUGAUGUCUCAGGGUGUACAACCGUGGAGGUUAGUCGUAGGCCGCGUGGGACGCAUCGGACACGGAGAGUUGAAGGGAUGGAGCUGGUUACUAUCCAGGAAGGCGCUCCUGAAAGCAUCGAAGCAUCUUAAAGAAAUAUGUGGUCAGUGCGGCCUGCUUUACCCAUCGGCAGCGCCCUGCGUGCUUAGCGCCUGCUUGGUUUCAUUAGAACCAGAUUCAACUCUGAGACUGAUGGCUGAUCAGUUCACACCCGAUGAAAGAUUUAGUCAGGCGUCGGUGAACUGCCAAUUAUCUACACCACAGGAUGUCACAUGUACUCAUAUUCUCGUCUUUCCCACAUCUGCUACCACUCAGUCAUCACAGACUGCAUUUCAAGAACAGCACAUUAAUGGACCAGAAUUAGGAGAUGAUGAACUAUUUUCCGCUUUAAACGAUGAUAUGCCAGAAGGUAUGGAGGCUAUGGGAGACUUUAACGAUAUCUUCAACGUAUGGCCAGAAGCUGGCGCUGGUGGAGGACAAAGCCCCGGUGGCAGUCCACAUCGUCCUGAAGGAUCCCCACUGGGUGGAGAUGGCGGUGGCUCGGGUUUAGGCAAUCACGAUGGUCCUGGUAGUCCAUUUCCAUGUAGCAACACACCAAGAGUGGCGGUUACUGAUCAAACUGAAGAAGUUGGAACACUUUUGCAACAACCACUUGCUCUUGGUUACUUAGUGUCCACUGCACCAACUGGACGUAUGCCACCAUGGUUUUGGUCAGCUUGCCCCCAUCUCGAAGGCGUUUGCCCAGUGUUCUUGAAGAAUGCCUUACAUUUGCAUAGUCCAGCAAUACAACAGAAUAGUGAUGAUCUAUUACAACAGCAAAGUGCACUCACUGCUCACCCGCUGGACUCGCAGUAUACCACCGAUGUGCUCAGAUACGUGUUAGAGGGGUACAAUGCAUUAUCGUGGCUCGCUGUGGAUGCGAACACGAAGGAUCGGCUAUCCUGCUUACCAGUCCACGUACAAGCGCUCAUGCAGCUCUAUCAUGCAGCGGCAGCUCUCGUCUGACCCACACCCUCUCCCUUCGUAGUGCAGUAUGUGCACCUCUCUCACGCACUCCUUAACCAUACCAUCACUUGGGGCUUUACGAGAGCAACUGGUUUCCUACAUCCGUCGUCAAGUGUACGUUAGUGACUCUGAGAUUCUUCGGAUAACUGGGAUUAAAAUGAUCCUUCGACCAAUCGUCGAUGAUCCCUCGACGCGAUAAACACCGACACCCUUUUCCUUGCUCGGCUUCUUUUUAUUCUUUAAACUGAUACAAUACUGUGAAGUAAAGUCAUACCGCGAUGAUAAAUAAUAUGAACUCAAUAAUUA